Messenger RNA from Pieris napi, 7895 nucleotides. RefSeq lists its product as uncharacterized. Gene Ontology annotation, biological process: removal of superoxide radicals. The transcript has 17 exons. Gene Ontology annotation, molecular function: copper ion binding. NCBI's taxonomy places the organism in Eukaryota, Metazoa, Arthropoda, Insecta, Lepidoptera, Pieridae. The record is from RefSeq and is a predicted model, not a curated record. Bases 32 to 7891 code for a protein of 2619 amino acids.
CUCAUAGUUUGCCCGGUGAAAAAAACGUACCAUGAAAUUUCAACCUGUAAUUCCUAUCCCGGGAAACUACGAGGGAAUCCGUACACAAAGAAUCGAUGAAACUUCGAGUAGAGAGUCAAAUGAAGUUCUAAAUUUAUUUACACAUCAAACAGUAUUUUCCAUCCCGAACAAAACGUAUAAACCAUUCACUUAUACUAUAAAAGUUCCGCCUAUUGAGAACCCAAUAAUUUUAAAUCCAAAUUACAAAGGUAUAUUACCGGAUAAUAAAAUAAACCAAGAUGAUUCCGAGUUAAGAAGAAAAGAACAUGCAGUAAAAAUUAUCGUUGAAAGACUUAAAUAUGUACAAUCACUUACAAAAGUUAAUAAAAAUGAUUUAUAUCAAAACAAUUUUACACACCAUAAUGAAACAAAAAGGCAUAAACUGCAAAAUGUAGAAAAUAAUGAAACCCGGGAGUAUAAUAGUUUAAAAUGGGAGGAUAAAAAAGAAAGUAAAAGGGAUUUGCAAUCUAUUAAAAUGACAGCGUUUAAUAUUAUUGAUGAAAAUAUUAAAAAGGCUGUCUCAGUAGCUGAACAGAUUAAGCAAGAGAUAGAUGUUGAGAUGACAGGAAAACGUCAGGAAGCAAGAGCAAUAAAAGAAAAGAAUGAUUCCUAUAAGAAAAUUAGCAGUAAAAAAGAAUAUAUUCUAAAAUCAGCGAAAAGACUUGCUUUUUAUUUAGGUUUACAGACAAUACCUUACAUGAGAACUUACAUGCAAUCCAAUAACUUUAAUCGUAUGCUUAUUAAAAGGAUUUUCUUACAACUGACGAACUUUACGGUCUGUUUAUCUAGACAUCUUUCAAAGACCUCAAAUACAUCUAGUCCGAAGUUAAAUAAUUUUAACUCUUUUAACUCUAAACUAGAAGACUUUGUUAACGAAGGAGAAUACUACGAAGAGAUUUUAUCGGGUGCUGAAAUGUCUAGAAAAUUUGGAAAGACUCCGCUAGAGUUUACUAAAAGAAUGGAUACAGUUAUAACGGAGUUUGAAAAAAGGACUGGUAUUGAACGAACGACAACGAGAAGUAGGUCAAGAAGUCGUAGUACUGCAAAAGAUAAAUUAGUAAUCGGUGAUUUUAUGGAUAAUAUAAGUUCAGACGUUGAAGGUAAAAAUGUUUACAGAGCAUUCGUUACAGAAGAAUGGAGUGAAUAUUAUGAUAUUGGACAACCUGAAAUCAGUAAAAGUCUAAAAUCAGAAAAAUAUAUGGAGUCUAAAACAAUUAAAAAAGAAACAAUUGAAAAGCUAGUUGAAGAAAAAGUGUAUAAGGAAACUCCACUCACCUAUAUAGCAAUUGUACAAGCUCAUGUUUUUACAAACCAAGACGCAAUAUUUCGGGAUACCCAAGAAGAAAAAUAUGAGGAAAGAAAAGAAAUGUUUGAGGAAUUCGAUUCUAAAGGAGAAAGUAUAAUACAAGCAAAAGAACAGCUUGCUCUUUGUACUCAGCUGGAACACCAAACAAUAAGGAUAAAUAAAGAAAAACCAAUAGAAAAAGUAGUUGUGGUUGAAUCCAUAGAAGAUAUAACGCCAGUGGAAGAAUACAAAAGUUUUCCAGCAAUAGAACAGGUGAAAACUGGCAUUGCUGUUCAGAAGACAACAGAAGUAUUAGAGCCCGUAAUUGAGAUGCAAGUAGACAAACUUACAGCUGUUAAGCAGGCUUGGCAUGCAACGCAUCCAUCGAGUAUUUCAAUAGCUAGUAUUAAACCUGUAGUUCUUCAAGAUGAAAAAGACGAUUCCUUUAUAUUACCUGAAACUAAGUAUAGGAAAUCAGUUACUUUAAUUGAACCAGCUUUAAAAUCAAUAGCUGAAACAACUAAAAUUGACACUGUGGAGCCAAGAGUAGAAAUACUAGAUAUUACUGAAAAAGCACUAAGCAAACCAGUUCCUUUAAUUGAGGAACCAGUUAAAUCAAUCGCUCAAGUGUCACAAGUAGAAGUAAAUGAACCCCAAUCAAGGCCUUUAGAAUUAGCAAUACCCACUGAAGUAAGAUCUAAAGAAUUAGUACAAACUCCUGUUCAAUCAGUUGCCGUAAAUAUGAAAACUUUCACUGAUCAAUCAAACAUAGAGUUUAUUAAUACACCACAAACUAAACAAGAAACAUCCAAAAUAAAACUGGAACCUUUUUCAACUACAGUUGCUAAGAAAAGUGAAGUUUAUAUUGAUGAAACAACCGUAUCCUUCGAGAAAAAGGAGCUGGAUCUAGAACACCUAAAACAAACUAUCGAAUCUCCUUUGAAGUUAGUAGCACAAAAAUCAGAAACUAAUUUUGAUGAGUCAUGUGCCAACGUAUCGACAGCAAAAAUUCAAACAGAGUUGAUCCGGGAAACAUAUGAAGAACCUAUUAAAGCUGUAGCAGAAACUUUCGAAACUUCUACUGAUAUAGCAAAUCUAAGUAUAUUUAAAAGGGAUGCUCUGAUUAAUGAAAAUAUAAAAACAUGUGUCGAAGUACCAUACCAAACUGUGGCUCAAGUAGGAGAGGUAUAUUCAGAAAUGUCUGAAGGUUUGUAUAAAACGCAAAAAAAUAAUGAAGAAAAAAUUAAAAUGACUAUAGAAAUACCACACAAAACUAUAGCACAGAAGAUUGAGACGUCUACAGAAGAAACAACAAAUUUAAAUACUGAUUUAAUGCAAGCUAGGAGCCAAAACCACGUUUCAAGUAUGGAAUCGGCUACAAAAGCUGUUGCUGAAAUAAAUCAGACAAUGCUAAGUGAAAAAAGUAUCGAUUUUAAAUCCAUUUUAGAAAGUAAAGAAAGUAUUCAACAAUCCAUGGAACCCAUGAAAAAUGUGGCCGAAAAAUUUGAAAUGUACGUGAGUGAUAUUGGUGAAGAAUUCAAUAAAUUUAAGGCCAAAGGGACCGAACCCGAAAUUGCAGUAGAGCUACCAGUAAGAGUAACUGCUGAAACAAAGGAAACGUUAACAGAUGAAGCUAUUGGGUUUGUUGACAAAACUAAAUUACCUAAAGAAAAAAUACAGCCGCUCUUAGUACCUGAAUCUAAACGUGUAGCAGAAGUGUGUAUAACUUUAAUUGAUGAACCCAAGCCCGAUAAUUUGGAAAAUGACACCUUCAAUAUAAAAGCGCCUAAAGUACUAAUGGAAGAUUCAUUUCGAUUUAUACCUGAGACCGUAGUUUCAAUACCAGAAGGGCCUAAAUUGGAGUCAUUUGACUUACCAACAGUUCACAAGGUAGAAGCGAAAAUAGCUGUUGAUAAAAUAGAACCAACCGUUAUUACACAAGUGCUCUUAGCUGAACCCCAUCAGAUACCCUUUGACGUACCACAAGUUAAAGUAAAGGAUCCGCGAUCUUUAAUAGAAGAACCACUACUGAUAGUGCCUGAAGCUUCGAUACCAUUACUAGAGGGUCCAAAAGAUGGCGUUUUCGUCGUCUCAAAAAGUUCAAAAGAACACGCAAACUUGAAUUUGAAAACCUUCAAUGCAACUAGUGUCACUGAAAUAGCCAUUUUAGAACCUCAAUGUGACUUACUUGAAGUUGCUGAAAUAAAAGAGCGGAAACAUCAUACAUUAAUGGAAGACGCAAAGAUGACUGUCUCUCACAUUCAAAAAAAUGUUAUACUAGGUCCUAAAGAUGAUAAUCUCUUAACGCCUUUAAUAGUAAAAGCAAGUGCGUCUUUGAAAGUUAACGAACAUAAAGCUCUGGAAGGAUCACUUGUAAUUUCAGAGGAAGCAAUACAGUUAAAUUCUGAUCAAAUCAAAAUUGAUGUUAGACAACCCAAAAGUUUAGUAGAAGAAAGUACUAAAUCAGUAGCAGAAAACGUGCAAAUUAGAAUAGCAGAAUCAGAAAAAUCAUUUUCUGUUUCAAGUAAAGCCAUUGGACAAGUGGCUAGCCUUGCCGUACAGCCACUGGCAUCUCUUUCCCAAACUGCAGCUAUACCCCUUGAAGAAGUGGGAAUAGGAGCAAAACCCUCCGAAAUAUUAAAGAACCAAGCUAAAGUUCUAGUGCAAGAGUUAUCAGCAGCAAAUAUUGGUCAAAUAAUCGCUUUAUCUUCAGUUAAAGAUGAAAACUUUCAUACAUUUAAAGAAAUUAAUAAAAGUUAUGGUAAAGCUGAAUCUUUUGAUACAUUAAAAGCAACAAUCAAUGAAGUCGAUGUAAAAAAAUCAAAAGUAGAAAUAACUGAUGUGCUGGAUGACCAAUGUGAAGAAGUAGGUAUGGAUUACAAAGUAGAAUUUGCGAAAGACGAAACCAAGAAAAUAAUAACAGAAAAAAAUAAAAAAGCAGCAGAAAUACUUGAGUUAGAUACAGAGUUUAUUAAAAAAGAUAUAGAAUACAUGGAAAAUUGUAUGGCUUCUACUAUUCAGUCCGUAGACGCAGAUCUCAAAUCAAAGUCCCAUAAAUCUACAGUAGUUAUUUCGGAAGUAAAGUUAAGCGAGAGUGAUAGUAGCAAGAGCCCAUCUCCCUCAUCACCGGUAAAUGAUGUUUAUUUGUUUUGUGUUGCAACUCCGUACGCAAGACAUGAACCGAAAGCUGAAACUUCUAUAGUAGAAUUGGACUACAGGUCUACUCAAAAAAGGCGAUAUACACAAGCCGAAAUUUCUGUUGCACAGUCGAUUGGCAUAGAAUACCAAAUAUCUGAUUCCGAAGAUGAAGUAGAAUCCAUUGAAAUUGAAUAUGAAUAUGAAAAACGACAAUAUGAAUCUGACAUAAACAUGGGAGCAGUAACUCAGCAUACGAUCGAAACUCGAAUGGAAGAACAGUCUUCGGAAUAUGCUAUGGAAAAUGCGGAACAUGUACACAGUCACGUUAGUAAAGAAUUACAGUUGAGCAAUGAAUCAGCUACAAUCGGCACAGGGAGUCUUAUAGAAAUAACCUCAAAAUCACAGACGUCACAACUCGACAAGAGACACGAUAUUGCAGGGGUAAUUGAGCAAGAAUUAAAUCAAUCAUCAAGCCAACGAAAAUCAACAAAAUUAGCGAAAUCAAAGAAGCAGUCUUCAAAAUCUCUACAACACACAGAAGGAACAAUACAAACAGAAAGCAAAGAAAACAGUGGGUUUUAUCAAAGUCAAGUUAUUUCUCAAUCUGAAAUGCAAUCUUUGGAACUGAAUAGACAAGCCAUACAGCAGGAUAUUAAAGUUGUAGAAAAAGAUAUUGAAUCAAGGCAUGCGUUAUUAUCUGAGCAUGAUGACACUUCCAAACAAAGGGUAAGGAAAGAAAUGGCUAUGUCACAAGCCAAACUAUUGUCAAAUAAGAAUAAAAUUACGGAAAAACAAAUCGAAAGUGCAUUAACCGAAAAAACUAGAGUUGACAGCCAAGAAUUAAAAAGUCCGCCCAUAGAACCUGCAACACCUUUAACGGAUGAAUACGUAUUCCGCCUCACGGCACCAUUACCAAGUAGAGAAGGUACUCCAGUACCGCGUGAUUGUACAUCUAGCUCCAGUUCUGAAUCAGAUGAAGAAAUAAGAAGGAAACUUAUUCCCCACAUGGAAUUAUCAAUAGAACAGAGAAUAUUCGAUCCACCAUUACCGACUCCGCCCACCUCACCGCCCGUGACGUCACCUGCUUCAAUGACAUCAUCCCCAAGAGCUAAACCAUUUUAUUCAAAGCCAGGAUUGAGAGGAGGUGGUGACACAUUCGAUUUAACCAAGGAAGAAGUAUUAGAAAUCGGGAGACAGUCAAACAUCCUCGCAUCAGCCAUAGACAAGACAAUAAAAAGGAUAGAGGAAUACAAAUCCGCAGCAGGCAUAAUGGAAUACUCCAGUUCCGAAAUAUCCAGUUCGGAAUCCAGAACUGUCAACGAAUACCAAAGUGAGGAUAAUAAGGUUGAAGUUCUAAUUGACAAGAUGGUUGAAACCUCAAGACGGUUCUCGGAUGAGGGUGAAGAGUGCGGAAAUAGCAAGGAGUUUAUUGUUCCCAUUGUUCAGGAGUACACGACGGAGGAAACACACAAAACACCUGACAUUCUUGGCAAAGUCACGUAUUUUCAAAAAGACAAUUUAAAAUCACUUUCGUUUUCGUUUAGUCUGAAAACAAACGUUGGUGAAGAGAUAAUUUUUUUGUAUCUGUGUCUUAAAACCAUGAGUUUAUUUUCUUCGUAUAUAAUAUCUCAACACUACCCAUACUGUCAUGGGUUGACAGAACUGUCCACAAAUUACUCGUCCAUGGAAGUGAAACAAGAACGAAAAAUGGAGUCAACAAAGCUAUUUGAUCAAUUACUUCAUAGCGUCCAAAGUAUGGUUGACCCAAAAGCAUCUCUAGAAGAGCGGCUAACGCAGAUGCAGGCCCAGAUUGCCGAGUUAUCAAAACUACCAGACCUCAUUCAUCAAACCCUUGAUGACGUUAAAAUGCAGUUCGAACAACUAAAUUACCAAGUACAGCAGAAAUCAAUUGAAAUACAGUCAAGUCAAUAUGCGAACAGCGAGCAAGUACAAAUUUCAGAAAAGCCUAUAGAAACACCUCAGGAACAACCAGCCAUCGAAGUAACUGCGUCGGAAGAUGUGAAGCAGAUAGAAGUGAUACCGGAACCCGAUAUAGAAAUUCAGAAUAUCAUAGAUAAGAGAAGAUUAGAAGCUGAGAACAAAACAAAAGAUGAAAUAAUGAAAGAAAGACUUAGCCAAGAGCUCCGAUUCGCGGCGGAGAGGUUAUCACCUAAAUUAGGUUUUGACGAAAGACCUAAAAUGCCAGAGGACAGACCAUUUAUGGGCUUUUCUCCACUACCUCAAACGACGCCUUUGGAAAUGGGCGUACCUCCAGUAUUAUCGCUGCCAACGGGAGUUCCUCCAAAACCGAGCAUGCCUCAAGACUCAACGAUGGCGGGCCCCGCAUUUGGAGAAACGGUUAAACCGGGAAAAGCUUGGAAGAAAUUAGAAGAUGCUAAUUUAGAACAAAUGCUAUCAGAAACAAUGGCUGCACAAGCGGAAGUAAUUAAAGGAAACGCGAUUGGAGUAAACUUCAUGAAGUACGAAAAACCACCACCACAAUUGGACCACCUUCAGCACUCGGAGGUGUAUAAAGCCAUCCAUGAGAUGGACCAGAAGCCCUUAAAGAAGGUAGAGAUGUUGAAGCCGGCUAUUGCAGCAUCUGAUUAUGUUGAGCUGGAAGUGCUGUUAGAGUUAGGACCAAAACCCGAUGAAAAAGCUAUAGAAAAAACUUUAAAAGAGCUGAAAUCACUAGAUGGUGUGCAAGAGGCCAUUUUCAAAGAUGGUGCCGUUAUGGUAGAGACUGUGUUACCAAGUGCAAUUAUAGUUGAUAUUGUAUCUAAGACAUAUGGAAAACGGGCUGUUUUACAGGGCUUUGGGGAAACUCAGUCUGCUGUGGCUAUGGUAUCAAAUCAAUGUGGUGGUACCAAAGUGAUGGGUGUAGUAAGGUUUCAACAGACGGAUCAGGGACCCCUGGUUGCUGAUGGUAGUAUUGAUGGUCUUUCACCUGGACAGCAUGGUCUUCAUGUUCAUGAUAUGGGAGAUAUCAGUGAGGGUUGCCAAUCAAUCGGGGUUCAUUUUAAUCCCCACAAAUCGAGUCAUGGGAGUCCUUUAGACCCUCCGGAUAGACGACAUGCUGGUGAUCUAGGGAAUAUAGUAGCCGAUGAGAAUGGCCGGGCAACUUUUAGGAUAUUGGAUAACGUAUUAAAGGUAUGGGAUAUAGUGGGUAGAUCGAUAGCUGUGACGUCACAACCUGAUGACUUGGGGCGUGGUUCAAGUCCGCUGUCAAAAGAGAACGGAAACAGUGGGGAACCAAUAGCCUGUGGAAUUAUCGCGCGUUCAGCGGGAAUAUUCCAGAAUCCAAAAAGGAUAUGCGCAUGCGACGGUGUAGUAGUAUGGGACGAGAGAGAUAGACCACUCGCGAGAAAGGGAAGGCGAUGUUGUGAGAAUCACGAGAAUAAAGAAAAAAAACAGUGCUGUAAAGUAUAAUAAU